AUGACACAGCCAAAUAUCGUACGCCUACAUACGACGCCGAGAUUCAUUCCGACCAUCGUCAUACUGGUCGUACAAUCACUGUUAAUCUUUGGAGUUUGUAAGUUUAAAUUUCAAGAGAUAAACAAACAUUUUAAAAUUUUCUUCAUAACAACAAAAAUAUACUAUGGUAAUACUCUUAUAUAUCGGUUUACCAUAACCAUUUAUUUACUGUAAAUAUAAGUUAAAGAUUUUUGAGGCUUGGGUAACAUAUUCGAAUUUCAGUUUCCUGUGGCUACUACCUCAUCCUGCCCAAGCUGUUGCCCAAAAAGACCGGAUACAUCUGCGACGACCCCUCCCUAAAGUAUACCUACAAAGACAACACCAUCGACAUAGCCGUAGUCCACAGUUUUAGUCUAGUCAUCGUAGCCAUGGCCUUCCUAAUCGAAUGCGAACCUCAUCAGUGCUUCAAAACCCGUAAGAUCACGACCACGGAUUCAGAAAUCGGCCUCAACAAUCGUAUCUUCCGCUUCUUGCACAUCGUACUCGGACUGGCAUUUGGUGCUGUAGCCAACUACAUACUGUACCAGAUAGUGAAGUUCGCUUUCACUCGUCAUCGUCCUCAUUUCUUCGAUGUUUGCCGCCCUGAUGCCGAACAAUGUCGUCCAGGGGACUACGUGGAGAGAUACGAAUGCCGAGGUACCAACAUGAAGACCAUCAAAGACGCCCAUCUCAGCUUCUACAGUGGGCACGCUUCCACCGCCUUCUACUACGCUACAUUUGCGGCCAUAUACCUACAUCUGAGACUGGUCAAGAAGAACUUGAACUGUCUGCCGUGGUUGUUCAUGUUCAGUUGUCUGUGGUACGCUGGAGCCAUGUAUGUAGCUGGAAGUCGAGUUCAAGACAACAAACAUCAUUUUGUGGAUGUUGUAGUAGGGUCUGUGGUGGGACUAGCGUUGGGGCUCGGCAUGGUAAGUUAAGCUUUGUGUUUGGAAAUAGUUAUAUUUAAUGUUUCAAAAGUUUAAACGUCUUCACGUUAAUCUAUCAUCCUUAACAGCUAUUCAAAGUCUUAUCUUCAGGUACUAGUAUACGUACGACAAUCAGUACUUCGUUUCUCAAAACCAGAAAGGAACUAUAUUGCCACUGAAAGCGAUCUCACCCCACCAUAA
Messenger RNA from Bursaphelenchus okinawaensis, 1145 nucleotides. NCBI's taxonomy places the organism in Eukaryota, Metazoa, Nematoda, Chromadorea, Rhabditida, Aphelenchoididae. The record is from the annotation of a GenBank genome assembly.